Molecule: messenger RNA, 1380 nt
Organism: Radiomyces spectabilis
Lineage: Eukaryota; Fungi; Mucoromycota; Mucoromycetes; Mucorales; Radiomycetaceae
Exons: 3
Coding region: 1-1380 (459 amino acids)
Biological process (GO): signal transduction
Molecular function (GO): 3',5'-cyclic-nucleotide phosphodiesterase activity
Source: RefSeq, a predicted model, not a curated record
AUGCUUAUUUUAAAACUGAAUACUUUGUCAGCGGAGGAUUUAUUUGCCGUGGAAAGACGACUCUUGCGCUGGACGGAUGUCAAGCAACAGCCACUGGAAAGCGUGGACCUUGACUUUAACAUUUUGAAUCACCAUCGUGCCGAUGUUUACGGCCAUUUGCUUGGCAUGGCGAUGCAUCUCCAGAUUCAUGAAACGUUGGGUGUCGACGAAUCCCAGUUGCUUGAUUUUUUCAUUGACGUGGAUGCCGCUUAUCUUGACGCGCCGUACCAUUCAUUUUAUCAUGCCGUCGAUAUUGUGGCUGUCCUGUACUACAUGAUCAUUCAUCUCAAAGGAAAAGAGUACCUGUCGCCCUUGCAUAUUGCCAUAAUUUUUAUCAGUGCACUGUGUCAUGAUGUGGGUCAUCCAGGUUACAAUAAUCUAUAUCUGCGAAAUACCCAGGCCGACAUUGCUCUAAAAUAUCAAGGGGAGUCGAUCCUGGAAUCACUGGCUGUCGAGAUCACGCGGCAACUGAUCGAACGCCACCAAUUGCUUCGCAAUGUAUCGUGUGCCAGCCGAUUUAUGACAUCGCUUGAAGACCUUAUUUUAGCCACCGACAUGGCCCACCACUACGAUCUGCAAGCGGAAGCGCGACAACUAUCGGAUCUGUUGUCGUAUACAAAGCAAACCAAUGAAGAAGGUCAAGAAGAGGAUGAGCAGUGUUGCAAGAGCGCCACUUUCCAAGACGUCGUGCCUUGUGACAGGGGAUCGGUGUCGGCGGAUGCGCAUUAUCAGAGCUUUUCCCGCGUGUUAUUGCAUGCGGCUGAUAUCAGCAAUACUGUGCGACCGUGGCCGAUUUGCAAACAAUGGUCAGAUCGCAUUGUGGCUGAAUUUUUUCGUCAAGGAGACGCCGAACGAGCGGCCGGAUUACCCGUCAGUCCGGGCAUGGAUCGAUUUUGUGCUGUUCGCGAAACCAUGAGUGUGAAUUUUGGCGAUGUGGUAGUGAAGCCGUACUUUGAAGCACUGACCCAGCUUUUACCGGAAGCCGAUGUAUUUCUUGCCAUAUUGACAGACAAUCGCGAUCAGUGGCAUCAACUGCAGGAAGGUCCUUCUAUUUUCAUGCCAUGUUGUCACGUUUACGAACGCCAGUUUCCAAAAGGCUUGUGUAAUCCGAACCGUCAUCCCAACGGUCGCCGUGUCAGCGUAGCAGCAGGUACCGUGACCAUUCCCAAUUACCUGUGUCAAACGCGGCCAAAAGGAGAAUGGUGCCGACCCAAAAGUCUUUCAACGGCUAUUUUUUCCACCGAUCCACUGCUGCCACGGCUUAGUUUAUUCUAUUUUAACCAACGGCGCUCGUGUGAUCUGACAACAACAGCCACCACGAUCCAAGUCAAGAUGGAUUAA